UGUUUUAUCUUUUGUAUAUUUUUCUAAAGGUUGAAUUGAUAAAAGGCUCAGGAAUCAUCGUGAAUGCGUGGAAGCUUCGAAGUAUCAAGAACACGUACAGCAAAAAUCCGAAAGAGAUGGCUCGCAAACUCAUGAAAAUGAUUAUUGGAGUUGAACAAUUAAAGAAAAGUUCACCAACUGGAAAGAAUGGCAGAAUUCCUAUUCCAACAGACGUGUUUGAAGGUGUCGAACAAUUCGUAAAUGACAACGUAGCGAAAAAUAAGUAUCAAAUUAGCCAUAAAUUGUACAGAGAAACCAUGACUGCUAUGUACGCUACACUGCGUAAUCCAAAACCCAAGGCAGAAGAUAUGAAAAAAAUUAUCAACGUACAACGUGAAGAAGUCAAACCUGAUGAAAAGAACAAUAAAGAAGAAGCUACGGCAUCGAAAGAACAAGAUGAUUUUGAGCAAGACUUAGAAGAGCUAUCAGAUGGUGAUUUUGAGAAAGACUUAGAACAGCUAUCAGAUGGUGAUUUUGAGAAAGAUUUAGAAGAGCUAUCAGAUGGUGAUUUUGAGAAAGAAAGUGAUGAAAUUAAGAAGAAUAAGGAAACCAAGAACGAUGAAAAAAUUGAAUAAGAUGAGAAAUCUGAAGAAAAGAAGAAACAAAAACGCCCACGCAAAACUCAUCCUCCGGAAACGCUUCAAACUACAAAUAGCACAAGAGUUAUGCGAGAAAAGAAUCCUAAAAGGCCAAUCUCCAGUGGCGAUUUGCCAAAGCAACCUUUUGAAAAAAAAAACGCGCACCAAAUAGUUAUUUUGCAAAAAAUUAUCUUACAGUAUAAUAAUAAAUCUUCUUGCUUAAGUU
This is a messenger RNA of Nasonia vitripennis (jewel wasp), 843 nucleotides long. RefSeq lists its product as uncharacterized. NCBI's taxonomy places the organism in Eukaryota, Metazoa, Arthropoda, Insecta, Hymenoptera, Pteromalidae. Bases 117 to 614 code for a protein of 165 amino acids. The record is from RefSeq and is a predicted model, not a curated record. The transcript is spliced from 2 exons.